Messenger RNA from Theileria annulata, 3381 nucleotides. RefSeq lists its product as uncharacterized. The coding region runs from base 1 to 3381 and encodes 1126 amino acids. The transcript has a single exon. Gene Ontology annotation, molecular function: zinc ion binding. The record is from RefSeq and is a predicted model, not a curated record. Lineage: Eukaryota; Apicomplexa; Aconoidasida; Piroplasmida; Theileriidae.
AUGGCCGAUUCAGGACUAGAAACGAAAUACCCCCAGUCCAUUACCAGAAACACGACCAGCGACACACUAAACGCUGAGAUUUAUAAAGAAAUUGAAGGAAAAGACAAUGGUCAGAUUACUGAAUUCAAUUAUGACCACAAUAUGCCCACCGACAAGACCAUGAUAUCUGGUUCGAAUAUUGAAAAUGAAGUAGCCCCUAAAGACCAAGAAUUUUCAGGUGAAACGAAUAGUUUUGAGCCCAGAACGACACUCAACGGUAGCGAAAACCAUAAAGAUGACAUUUUAUCAAAUAAAGAAAAAAGCGAAGGAACCACCUUACAAGAAAUGAAAGGAGAACAACAAAAAUUGAUAAAGGAAUUGAGCAUUCCAAUAGAACUGGCCCAAAAUUUCGCACCGGAGCCUUUUAAGUUCGACCCAGACGACCUUAACAUCCCUAUAAAAUACGACCACACAGAGGGAGUACCACCGAAAGAUUUACCAAGCCUCGUCAAGAAGUUGGAUAUGCCCUAUGAGCCCGAGGUGUUAAUAAGUACCACGUUUGGAAAUGAUCAAUUUAACCCAGCGCCUGACAAGGCUGCUUCAGAAAUGGCAGAGUGUGAUGAUACAGAGCCAUUUUACAUAUACCCAAAGACCAAAGGACAACAAGCAGCUUCACAAAGUAUGGGAUUCAACAAUAUGGGUGCGGCAAUCAAGCAUCAGUAUAACUCCCUAGAUUAUUCCAAUAGUCUCGGAUUCAGAGAGUUGUCUAAUAAAUUGGGCUUUCGAGAACCACCAAAUUCACAGGGGUAUAAAGAUUUAUCAAAUAAUCAACUUGGUGAUUUAUCAAACAGACGUGAUUUUACAGAUUUAAACAAAUUCGAUUCCCACAAUGACAGGGUUCCCAUGGGCUUAAUAAACUACGAUACUUACGUCAAUAAGCUUCUGGAAGCAAACAGAAACGACUUUUAUAAGAAACACCCUGACGGUGAUUUCUACGGGUUUGAAGAUUCCAGAUAUAAGCGAAGGAGAGGAUCCGCCCAAUUUAAUCAGUCAAAGAUUUUUUUCAAUAAUGAAGACAACUUGCAGCAUCAUAACUUAAAACUAAGCCAAUCUAAAAUGGGUGAACCUAGUCUGGUUGGGAAGGAAAUGCCAGGUGUCCAGAAUGGCAGAGAAUACUACGACCCUGAACUCUACAACAGAGAUUUGAGUUUUAGACAGGAUUACGGUAGAAUUACCUUUAGUGAUAUGGUUAAUGGGUUCCAAUCAGCGAAUACCCACACAUAUAGUGAUACCGCAGCAUCACACAGUUUUGAGGACACACUAGAUAACUCACAGCCACCAGAUGAAGCACCAGAUCUUGCUGCACCCCCUGUUACUGUAGAAAACUGGGCACAAUGUGAAAACUGUAAAAAGUGGCGCAGGCUACCACUAACAGUCGACACUGAUCAAUUGCCAGACACCUGGGUUUGCUCCUUGAACGUGUGGGACCCAGUCUACAACUCCUGCAACGUACCCGAGGAAAUAUAUCCAGAACAUAACUCAAAGAAUGUGAUUCACCCAUCAAAUAAAAUGUCUGACAAUGAAAACUUCGAGUUCAACCAAAUCCCAAUUAACAGCGUGGGACUUCCGUACCAUGAGACUAAGCAUCACAAAAGGAGUACAUCCAGGAGUAAGCCAGUCUCCAAGGGAUAUAAUCUAAUGGCCAACGAUAUGAGUGACAUUUCAUUAGAAGAAAAAAGAUAUUCACGAGAUUUCACAGACAGGGAUGGCAUGAGGACACCCACAAUCAACGGCAGAUACUAUGAGGACAAUGCCGGAAGAGAUUCGAGCAGAAGAAUGUCCAUGACCAGGUCACAUCUCUCACCUAUUGUCUCUAAUGUCUCGAGUUAUGACGAGGAAUGCGAAGUCGUAAAGUUUAAUCUCCCCAGCCCAAAUACCCAUAUUAACGCUGCUUAUUUUAACCACUCAGAAAACACCACUGUUGGGGAAUUCAACGAAGACGACAUGCCCAACCCUUUUGAAGGAGUUUAUACAACAAAUUUAAAGAUGAGAAGAGCUCACAAUCAGGAAAAAUUUGGAGACUCACCUCAAUCACACCCGCUUAGAGACAGAAUAACACUAUACUCUGACAACUUGACCAGUUUGUUGGCCACAGAGUUACCACAUAGUGCCUUAUUCCUUGAUAACUCUAAAAGACACACAGUGAAAGAGGACGAAUUUGCUCACGAUGAAACGAAACCCAAGGACAGUGUUACAAAAGACGUGUACAUCAAAGAAGAAGGGAACAUUAACUUAAACUAUGCAUACAAGACUAGGUGGAACCAUCGAACAGACGAAUGUGACAUGGAUUCAUCGAGCUAUUCGUACAACGAGCCAGUUUACCCUGAUCGAGAGAGGUUUAACGCGUUAUUGCAAAACAGAAGUGAUUUCCUCCGAAUAUACAACAGGUUGUCAACACAAAUCCCAACUUUGAGUGAAAUUUCAGCAAACGAAGAUUCACAAUUCUCAAACUCACCAGAACCCGAAACAUCUGAUGGCACAGAGGAUUACGACUCGACAGACGAUCAAAACGAUAACCCAGAAAUGGAUAAUUAUAAUAAUGGGAACACUCACAGAAAUAACAUAAGUAAGAUCAUUGACAAGAAUGACUUAUUGCAGUUGUUAUAUAAUUUUGCACAAAAGCAGGUGAAAGGAGAUGAGGCUUUAUCAGACCAAGACGCCUCACACUGCAACAACUAUAAAUACGUUAAUAAUAACUUGAACAACAUAAUCAAAUACAAAGAUCAACUCGAUGUCGACCAGCAAAGUGAUUCAAUGGAUAACCCUGAGUUAGUUAAUUAUGAACCCGUUGACCACAAAAUUGAAAUUGAUAAUGAGGAUCAAGAAAGCAAUCACUAUGAAGUGAGUUGCGACAGUAGUCUAAAGCUGGAUAAGGAAACUAACGAAGAACUCUCCAGGGAUGACCAAAGCGACGACGACAGCGAGAUGAGUGACGACCAGAUGUCUGAAGAUAAUUACCAUGAUGAUAACCUUUUAACCAAGGAUAAAAAGAACCAUUUGGAUUACCCACUCCCCAACAUAAAACAAUUGUCCAAAAGGUAUAGAAACCUUGAUACCGCUGACCAACAAAACCUAAACUUAGAUGACCCGGAGUUAAACUCCAACUAUUCAAUGUUAAUGCAGCCAAUACCUCAAAAUUUUACACCAAGUGAAAACUUGAAAGACUACAACAAUAACAUUAUAAAAAUGCUCAGCAUACCCAUCACUUACAAAUCAAAUGAGCAGGAACUAAAGAUACAACCUGACAGCAUAAACCUUUUAUCACUUCCAAUUCCAGAUUUAUCACUGCCGGAUUUGUCAAUGUCAGAUUUAAACAAUUCAACCACCCAGUAUGUGGCUUAG